This is a messenger RNA of Caenorhabditis bovis, 987 nucleotides long. The record is from the annotation of a GenBank genome assembly. Lineage: Eukaryota; Metazoa; Nematoda; Chromadorea; Rhabditida; Rhabditidae.
AUGGCUCCGACUUGCGCUAGUGAUGAGCAAAUGACCCUUCAGACUUCAUUUUUACUUCGAUCCAAUAUUGUGCUGAUGACAUUUAUAGCGAUAUGCACGUUUUUCUUGUCUUACAAGGCCUUAAUAGUGCUCAAAUCUUAUCAAAUAUUCCAUCCAUCGACGAAAUUGCUCCUUAUUACCAGCUUAGUAUUUGUUAAUUUUCAUGAAAUCGUGUUCAUGUUUGUACAGGUUGUCACAUUUUACCGGAGUAUCACUCUGAGCAAUGAGCCAUGUAAAAUAAUGAGAAGCACUUACGAAUGUAAAUAUCAGAAUCAGAUGAUAAUUGUCGGAAUUGCUGGAAUGAUCUAUGUCCAAAGUGCGCUGAGUUUGGACAGAUUAAUUGCCACAAUUUUUCCAUUGCAUUAUUCGAAAACGAAAUAUUCGCCUGGAAUUGUUCUAUCGAUUCUCGUCGUGAUUUCAAGCAUCCUAUCGCCGAUCAUAAUCGUCUGGAAUGAUCCAUACGUCGACACGGUGCCCAAUUGUUUUUUCUUUCCACAAUAUUCGGCAUCGCGUGCGAACACAUUCCUCAUUAUUUGCAAUGUCGUCAUCAUUGUCUGCAUUUUUCUCAACAUUCUUCUAAUUGUGAUCAAUAAAAAAUUAGAAGUUCGAACUCGAUUCUUCGUCGAAAAACGCUACCAAAAAAGGGAAACAUUGGUCUCGACACGAGUUGUUUGCUAUAUUGCGGUGGCGCAAUUCCUGGGACUCAUCACCUACAGUAGUCUUGUCCUGACCUUGAGACUUCACCAGAAAUUUAUACCAGUCUCGAUGUACCAUAAUAUUGUUUGGUGGGCAUAUACUGUUCCGUUCGCCGCCGUCUCCCUUCCAGCCCUUCUGAUUUACCGAAUAAAACGGAUUGGAAUUGUUCGCAGGAAGACGAUCAAUCAGAUUACGACGAGAUUUGAGACACAAGAAGAGCAUAUGAAACAUUUGAAAGAAUUGUGGAGUUAG